Messenger RNA from Salvelinus namaycush (lake trout), 370 nucleotides. Its product is annotated as transmembrane protein 114-like. Lineage: Eukaryota; Metazoa; Chordata; Actinopteri; Salmoniformes; Salmonidae. The record is from RefSeq and is a predicted model, not a curated record. The coding region runs from base 1 to 369 and encodes 122 amino acids. The transcript is spliced from 2 exons. Gene Ontology annotation, cellular component: apical plasma membrane.
AUGCACGGGACAUUCAUGGUGAUGCUUCCUCUCAGCAUGAUCAUCAUGGUUGUUGGGGGACUGAUGGGGUUCAUCGGCCUGCUGGCCAGAGCUUACCUACUACUGCUGAUGUCUGGUGUACUGUUACUACUGGGAGCUCUGUCCUCACUAACAGGGGUGAGUGUGUACAUGGCCUACUCUUCUGCAGUCUUCCAGGAGGCUCUGUGUCUGGCUGAGCAGAUGGGGGUCAAUAUGAAGGGGGUCCAGAUCCUGUAUGGCUGGUCCCUGGUCCUGGCCUGGAUCUCUAGUGGAACACUGCUCUUCACCUCCGCUGGCUUCCUGCUGGCCUGCAGAACCAUCACUACACAGAGACAGGAACUGAAAUUAUGAG